Molecule: messenger RNA, 1647 nt
Organism: Adineta ricciae
Lineage: Eukaryota; Metazoa; Rotifera; Eurotatoria; Adinetida; Adinetidae
Source: the annotation of a GenBank genome assembly
AUGUCUGCGACGAAUUCUGGAAAAUUUUUGGAUUUAUUUAAUAGUGUUGAUGAAUAUAAACAAACUAUCUGUACAAAAGUAAUCGAUGUUAUUCGAACAUCGAAUCGAUUAGGAGUGGAAAAUUUCGAACAGUUCAUGUCGAUCGAUUCUUGUCAAGAGAAAAUCAAUCGACUAAGCGAACGUAUACUAAAUCGGAUUUAUCAAAUCAAAUCUCCUAUUCAACCUUCGAAUUGGAAUCACCUCGACGUCGAUGAAAAACUCGAGCAAUUAGUUGACAUCAAUGACACAUUAUUCGAAAGAAUUGCAUCUGCACUCGAUGAAGCUGAUGGAUUAACCAAGUCGACGGUGUCAUCAACGAUGCGGCAAGUCUUAGAGAAACCUCAAUUGAAAUUCAAGUAUAAAAUAGAUAAUGCUGCAGAAAUACCGUUCGUACCAAAGCUUCGAACGAAGCCAAAUGCAAUUACACCCUUACCUGCAAUGAUGAUGCAAAUAGAUUUGGAACCGGGAAAUCUUGAUCUCUUACAACAACAUCCUGAAUUAUUAGAUCAUCCGUAUUUCGAUGAAAUCGAAGUCUUCGCACCUGACGAGACGUUUCUGAAACGAACAGAACCACAAUUUCCAAAGUCAAUGGACGACACGAAAUAUCUGUUUGUUGACACGAGCGAGAAAUUGAAAACAAUGAUGGAUCAUAUUGAAUUACAAACAGAAUUAGCCAUUGAUUUAGAGCAUCAUUCGUAUCGGUCUUAUCAAGGAUUUACAUGUUUAAUGCAAAUAUCAUCUCGUACGGAGGAUUUUCUUGUUGAUACUCUUCUACUUCGAGAUGAUUUAUCUAUUCUUAACAAUGUUUUCACCAAUCCGAAGAUUCUCAAAGUAUUCCACGGUGCUGAUUGGGAUAUUGAAUGGUUACAAAAGGAUUUCGGUAUUUACGUUGUGAAUAUGUUUGAUACACACCAAGCAGCGAAAGAACUUCAAUUACCAACGCUAUCCCUCGCAUAUCUAUUGAAAACUCUGUGUAAUAUUGAUGCAAGCAAACAAUUUCAAUUAGCUGAUUGGAGAAUAAGACCUUUACCCAGUGAUUAUAUACGUUAUGCUCGGGAGGAUACGCACUAUCUUCUCUACAUCUACGAUCAUUUACGAAAUCAACUAUUGGAUAUGAGCGGGGGCAGUGCGGAAAAUUUACGCUUAGUUUAUAAGAAAUCUAAAAUAAUUUGUCAAAAAUUAUACAAAAAAGCAGCAUUUGAUCCAACGGCUUACAAAAUUCUCUAUACAAAAUUUCGGAAAACAACUUUCGAUAGUAACCAGCUAUCCGCUUUGAAGUCACUCCAUGCAUGGCGUGAUAAGAUUGCACGGCAAGAAGAUGAAUCCCCUAGCUUUGUUCUUUCUGACCUAAUGCUGAUGCAUCUAGCUGAAUUAUUACCGAGAGAUAUUCAAGGCAUUCGAGCAAGUUGUAAAGUUCUACCUGACUCAGUUGACAAGAACAUCGAAGAAGUUCAUCGUUUAUUAAUAGAAGCUAUUGAAAAGCCUUCAACGGAUUUGAAUGACGAGAAAACAAACUCGGGUGUAGUUGCAGAAACAAAACGUCUUCAUUCAUCAUCGGCUUCAGAUAGAUCCGACGAACAGAUGAAACGUGCAAAACUGAACUAUUAG